Molecule: messenger RNA, 1537 nt
Organism: Dissoconium aciculare CBS 342.82
Lineage: Eukaryota; Fungi; Ascomycota; Dothideomycetes; Mycosphaerellales; Dissoconiaceae
Product: PTH2-domain-containing protein
Exons: 2
Coding region: 478-1122 (214 amino acids)
Cellular component (GO): mitochondrion; cytosol
Molecular function (GO): peptidyl-tRNA hydrolase activity
Source: RefSeq, a predicted model, not a curated record
UGGCGAGAGACCUGGGCACUUGAGAAUGGGUCCCGCUUGUCCCCAAACCGACGACCUGCCAGUACAAUAUGAGCACGGUGGGAAGCCUCAGACAUAUUCCCUUCCCUCAACUUUUGAACUCACGCUCACUGACACCAUGUUGUCCUCUGACUUCGUGUCACUGCCUCGCCCGUCGAGUGCAUCGCCCGUCGACGAGUGCAACACUCUCGUCUACGCAUUGCCUGAGAUACCUGCGCACGUCAUCGCGCUAGUCGCUUCCCCACGGCUCACACAGCUACCGUGACAUGCUCCGCCUGCAAUCGAUAACCAAAUGCAACAAAGACAAAAGUUUCGGUACAUCUGACAGAACUUCCACCCACGCAACACGCAGCAUCCCACUCGACAAUCAACCUUAGGCAGCGAAACGACAUCACCCGACAUCACUGUCGCUCAUUUCUCAUAGAUAAACAUUGCGCAGGGGAAAGUUGCCGACCACCAAUGGCAGACCGACCUCCACCCUCGGCCGCGGCCAUCGCCAUUGGCACGGCCAUCGUUUCUGGCCUGAUGGGCUACUACAUCGGUCAGGCGCAAAGCAUUGGUGUGUUCGGUGGCUCCCAAAAAUCACCUGCGACACUGUCUGGCGUGUCGCGCGCGAAAGGCAAGGAUGAAGCCGAAGACGAAGACGAAGACGAUGACGACGACGACGGCGAAGAGGAGGAGGAGGAGGAAUCGAUCGAGGGUCUCAAGUCCUUUGACGGCAACACGGAAGAGUGCAAAAUGGUCUUUGUCGUUCGCACCGACCUCGGCAUGACCAAAGGCAAAAUCGCCGCCCAAUGUUCCCACGCCACCCUCGCCUGCUACAAAACUCUCCUGCGCACCGGCGGCAAUAAUCCCACCACCAUCCAUCCAAUCCUCCGCCGCUGGGAACGACUUGGCCAGGCCAAGAUCGCCUUGAAAUGCGACGGUGGCGAAGAUGACCUUCUGGUGCUGCAGGCGCAAGCGGUGAGCCUUGGCCUCUGCGCGCAGGUCAUUCACGACGCGGGUCGCACGCAGAUCGCCGCGGGUUCGGCGACUGUCUUGGGUAUUGGACCUGGGCCUAGGAGCGUGGUGGAUGGGGUGACGGGACAUUUGAAGUUGUUAUGAGCGGAAUUGAAGAGAAAAGAGCGAGAGGAAAAAAGGAAGAAAGCGGGAGAGGUGGGCUGGCGCACCGGACAUUCUCAGAAAGAGCUGAAGUGAAUGAUCGUCGAGAUGAAAUGCAACUCAGAGAUGUAGAUGUCGUCGUGGGUGAUGGAUUCUUUGGCGAAUUCGAUACACAUUGAUGCACUUGGGACGAAGGACGUUUGCCAUUCGUCCUAACGCGCAAUCUAGAGAUAGACAAUCACUCUGGAUUUAUCACAGUGAUCCAGUAUGAGAGGAUCGAUGCGCCUCUCGUCUGUCACCCAUUUCCGUUCACUCCUGCGGUCAGAUCAGAACUGCCAGCUACUCAAGCUGAGGCUACAUUCUCGGUCUUUUCGGCGACCUCUCUCAUCUUGUCCGGAACAAUGGCCGUGGCGGAUCU